GUAAUAUACAUACAGAACGUCGUAACAGGCUAUCACCAAUACGGGUUGCAAAAAUGGCGCAGGUCUCCUGGUAUAUAAAACAAAAUGAAAAAAAAUCUCAACCUUCUGAAAAAAAAAUAAAUGAAAUAGAAGGUAAUAUUUCAGAUGAUGACUAUAAUGACUGUAGUGAUAAUAUAGACGAAUUUAUGGUAAAUUUAAAUCAAAUGUCCGAAAAAUUAAUAGAUGAUAUUCAUGUACUUGACAUAAAUAGUGGGGAAACUAUUCCGGCACUUAUAGAUAUAUUUGAUUUUAAUGCCGUUGAAAAAUCAUUAAAUUUUUAUUUUAAUCAAUC
Messenger RNA from Dentiscutata heterogama, 331 nucleotides. Lineage: Eukaryota; Fungi; Glomeromycota; Glomeromycetes; Diversisporales; Gigasporaceae. The record is from the annotation of a GenBank genome assembly.